AUGGAGCACUCUUCACCUUUGGCUGCUAUGCAGCCUCCGUCGAUGAUGUUUGGUCACUGUUUUCGGACCGAUGGCCCAACAUCCUACUCCUCAUUAUCUGGCUUUGGAUCCAACAAUUUCAACUUCAAAGAUUUGUCCAUGAAGAAGGCCGGCCCCGACUACUUCAAUGUGAAGCCGAUGCCUUCGCCCACAGCGAGUCUCGCGGCGGAUUUGUCUCAGAACUUCCACAUCGAUCAAAGUCCCCAACUGGCGACGCCUCGACGGUCUUUGUUCACCUCAAACAUUCUCAGCCAGGCCAAUGCGCAAGUAGACAAUGUCAUGACCACACCACCCUUGCCCCCAUCCUCGCCUGCCCCCGCAAUGGACAUGAUGGAGAUGUCCCCUCUGCCGCACAAGCCUGCCUUCGUCGUGACAAGGGAGAUCGAUUUGCCGUCCCCUUCUCCUGUCGGGAGCCCGAUGGAUUUGCCCAUCGCGUCUGCAGCCGUCAGUCCUCUGCCGGGGUCUCCUCUCGAUUCCUCGGCCCGUGGACACUUUGAGAGACGCCGUCCAGGUCUUCUUCGGCCCAGCCUGGCAAAGAGUAAGGCUCAGUCCUUUCAGCUGGGCAUGAGCCGCCCUGCCAACGAGAGCAGAGCUCCUCCAUUCCGGUUUAGCACAGCAGGUGCGAAGACCUCGCUGAGCACGUCCACCUCCCUGGAGGACAUGUUCGGAGACUCUCCCCCGCAAGAAAGAACCAUCUCCCGAAAUAGUUCCUCGAGCUCGCUCGCCCCGCCGCGUCUGCGACCUCCCUUCCAGCACGCCCGGAGCAGCGGUUCACCCGCAUCUGGCUGCAUUCGCAAGGCCUCCCACCCCACAAUGCGCCCUCGCAAGCAAUGUCGCCGAUCAUUGAGCAUGUUUGAGCACCCCGCAGAUGUUAUUGCCGACAAAGAGGCCAAGGUAACCACAAAUGCACCCCUCCCGUCCAUCAGUGAUAUGGACAGUUCGCCUACCCCCCAGCUGCCUCACUUCGUCCCUGAGGAUCAGGCGGACAAUCUGCCUCGCAUCGGUAAAAACACUCUGCUUGAGCUUCUUGACGGGAAGUUCAAUGACCGCUUUGACAACAUCAUGAUCGUCGACUGCCGCUUCGAGUAUGAGUACGAGGGUGGUCACAUCAACGGUGCCAUCAACUACAACGACAAAGAGAAGUUAGCGACAGACCUGUUCGCUUCGCCUCGAGAUCGCACCGCGCUCGUUCUUCACUGCGAAUACUCCGCGCAUCGCGCGCCCAUAAUGGCCAAGUACAUUCGUCACCACGAUCGGGCCGUGAAUAUCGACUCAUACCCCAAUCUCACCUACCCGGACCUGUACAUCCUUGAUGGAGGCUACAGUUCCUUCUUUGCUGAACAUCGAUCUCUCUGCUUUCCCCAGAAUUACGUCGAAAUGAAUGCCGACGGACACGAAUUUGCCUGUGAACGUGGUCUGGGCAAGGUCAAGCAGCGGUCCAAGUUGCAUCGCGCGCAGACCUUUGCCUUUGGUCAACAGUCCUCCCCCCAAAUGGAAGACAGCCCUACUGGCCGCCCCCGUCUCGAUCGCAGCAGUCGGCUUCUUGCCUCGCCUCUGGGGUCUCCCUACGCGCAUAGUCCGGUCUCGAACCGCAGCAUCGGCCGUCGUAUGCUUUCUUACUAA
Messenger RNA from Penicillium oxalicum, 1662 nucleotides. It is a transcript of the gene nimT, whose product is annotated as putative tyrosine protein phosphatase MIH1. Gene Ontology annotation, molecular function: protein tyrosine phosphatase activity. The record is from RefSeq and is a predicted model, not a curated record. Gene Ontology annotation, biological process: G2/M transition of mitotic cell cycle; positive regulation of G2/MI transition of meiotic cell cycle; positive regulation of G2/M transition of mitotic cell cycle. Gene Ontology annotation, cellular component: cytoplasm; nucleus. The transcript is spliced from 4 exons. NCBI's taxonomy places the organism in Eukaryota, Fungi, Ascomycota, Eurotiomycetes, Eurotiales, Aspergillaceae. The coding region runs from base 1 to 1662 and encodes 553 amino acids.